Molecule: messenger RNA, 2934 nt
Organism: Tuber melanosporum (Perigord truffle)
Lineage: Eukaryota; Fungi; Ascomycota; Pezizomycetes; Pezizales; Tuberaceae
Exons: 6
Coding region: 1103-2785 (560 amino acids)
Biological process (GO): ribosome biogenesis
Cellular component (GO): nucleus
Molecular function (GO): RNA binding; ATP hydrolysis activity; preribosome binding
Source: RefSeq, a predicted model, not a curated record
CGAAAAAUUCAAUAUCGUACUACCUAUAUUUACUAGGACCAUCCGCAAUCUCCAUCAGACCUGUGAUCUCCGCAGGGGCAGUUCGGGACCAAUUCCUUGGGCAAAUGGGACUCAAUUAAAAACAGCACUAAUGGCAUCCGAAAGAUUCAUCGACGGAAUGGAUAAUUGCUUUAAAGGGAAGCUUCAUUGUAUUGAAGGAGCGGACUGUGCGCGGAGUUGAGAGGUAUAAUAUUUUGCAACAUUUGGGUGAUAGGAAAUUGCCCAGAAUACGCUACUUUCAAUGCUUUAAGCCUAUCAAAAGGUUUCCGAUCCCUCACCACGUGCCCGGGACCUGAACCGUGGAAAAUAGCUGCAGCCAUCUAAAGAGAGAUACGACACCCUACGCAAGCGGACAUGGAUGAGGCAUCAAAAUCAGAGGAAAAUAUGGACCCUGGGUGGUCACAAUCGUCAGAGAAUUGAGAGUAUCUUUCAGAGAGAUCUGAGGUUAAGCGGAGCCAUCAGCCGAGCUAAAAAGCUGUGUAAUCUGCACACAUAUGAGGAGAUUUGCAGAAGAGGAUAGAGGCCAAAUUCGCUCCUCCAGUUUCACAUGACCAUACACGGAGAUUUCACUGAGAAUAAUUAAUUGACGGCGUUUACACAGUCAACUACGUACUGUUGGGGACGUAAUCGUCUUUGCAGCUGCGGAGACAUAAUUAUGCAUCAUUUCUUGGAGGAUCGCGGUGCUGGGGAAACUGUUACGAAUACUUACGAUUCAGGGGGUAUCUGGUAUAAAGGAAGGGUGUUUUCCCUUGUGAUCAAACAGCAGGUCAAUCAAGACUUGACAUAUUUUUACUUGCUUUGCAAACUUAUUUAUUUCUCUUCCCUCGCCUCCCUAAUUAUCCAAAACUGCUUCAGGGUGGAGAUAGCCUGCUUCUCUUUCUCUCCAGACGGAUCUGCCGCAGCACACUGCAAAGACUUUUUUCUCUUCCCUAUAAUCACAGGUUGGCUAAAGGCAGCGACACAAACACCCUACAACUCCAUUUCAGAAUUUAAAUUAUACUAACACUCAAGCCUCCACUAGGAGUCAGAUACGAUUAACAAGCGAAUAGCUGGAAACACCAUAAUGGCAUCGCCGGCACCCCAGAAACGAAAGGAACGCCGGCCGGUCGAAGAUGGAGAAUUAGUAAAGCGUCAGAAACAGAACAACUCUCGCGAGCCACCCAAGGACAUCUCCCUGCAGGACAUUGGCGGCAGAGAAGAGGUUGUCGACGAUCUUUUGAAGUUUAUGACUAUGCCUCUAACCCACCCAGAGGUUUACCUUCAUACUGGAGUGGACUUGCCUCACGGUGUACUUCUCCAUGGACCACCUGGCUGCGGAAAAACUAUGCUAGCAAAUGCUAUUGCCAGAGAGGUUGGGCUACCAUUUAUUGCCUUUUCCGCACCCUCAAUCGUAUCAGGAAUAUCGGGAGAAUCGGAAAUGAAGCUAAGGAAACUUUUUGAGGAAGCACGGGAAAUAGCCCCUUGCUUAAUGUUUAUGGGUGAAAUAGACGCUAUAACACAGAAGAGGGACAACACCCAGCGGGAUAUGGAGAGAAGAAUUGUUGCCCAGGUGUUGACCUGUAUGGACGAUCUCGCAUUGGAGAAGACUGGUGGGAAACCUGUCAUGAUCAUUGGAGCAACAAACCGACCCGACAGCCUAGAUCCAGCAUUGAGAAGAGCUGGAAGAUUUGAUAAGGAAAUUUACCUUGGUGUGCCAGAUGAAGUUGGAAGAGAGAAGAUCUUGAGGAUACUAUGUGAGAAGUUGAGGUUAAUAGGGGAUUUUGACUUCAAAAAAUUGGCCAAAAAAACUGCCGGGUUCGUUGGAGCUGAUCUAAGUGCUUUGGCCAGAGAGGCCGGCAUGGUAGCAAUGAGACGAAUCUACGAAAUCCUUGGAAAUCCAUCGGCGGCUACUGACCCUUUGGAGCAACUGGAUCCGCUCUAUAUAACGUUCCCAGAUUUUUUAACCGCCCUUACGAAAACCCAAUCUUUAGCUAAGAGAGAGGGUCUUGCAACGGUCCCUGAUGUUACCUGGGCAGAUGUUGGGGCUCUGGAGUCACAUAAGGCUGAAUUGCAGAUGGCCAUUGUGCUGCCAAUCAAGAAGCCGGAACUUUUUGCUAGUGUGGGGCUCACUGCGCCGUCCGGAGUACUUCUUUGGGGCCCUCCAGGGUGUGGUAAGACCUUGCUGGCAAAGGCCAUUGCAAAUGAGAGUGGGGCAAAUUUCAUAAACAUCCGGGGUCCGGAAUUUAUUAAUAAGCACUUCGGAGAACUAGAGUGGGCUGUCCGUCAUGUUUUCUCACUCGCCCGAGCUUCCAUUCCAUGUGUUAUCUUUUUUGAUGAGUUGGGCGCCCUGGCUCCCCGCCACGAUGAUAGUUCCUCAGAACCCUCUUCUCGUCCAGUCGAUACUCUUCUAACUGAAUUGGAUGGCCUCAAUGAUUGCAAGGGAAUCUAUAUCGUUGCGGCAACUAAUAAACCAGACUUCAUUGAUCCAGUAAUACUCAAACCAGGAAGGUUAGAUAAGCUUUGGUUUGUGGACCUUCCAAAUGCCGAGGGAAGAUUAGAGAUCCUGAAAAUUCUCACGAAAAAGAUACCCCUCUUUAACGUCGAUUUAAGAGCUAUUGCAGAGAGUGACAGGUGUGAAAAUUUUAGCGGCGCUGAUCUGGCGGUGCUGGUAAGGGAGGCCGCGAGUCUGGCUAUUCAGAAGGCUAGCUUGGUAGAUAUCGUUGAAGUUGAGGAAGCGGGGGUGUCGGCGACCUCUGUUCCAAUUUGAGGGGGGCAUUUCAGGAAGGCGUUCGGAGACGCCGGUCCCUUGGCAUCGGAGAAGAGUGAAGAGCGGCACAAUAGAUUAGAUGUUCCUCCCAUGCGGUUUUUUAAUAAUAUACCGGUAUGGUGCUAGCACCUUAGAACCGUCCCCCAGUG